This is a messenger RNA of Amphimedon queenslandica, 941 nucleotides long. RefSeq lists its product as uncharacterized. The transcript has 5 exons. NCBI's taxonomy places the organism in Eukaryota, Metazoa, Porifera, Demospongiae, Haplosclerida, Niphatidae. Bases 193 to 873 code for a protein of 226 amino acids. The record is from RefSeq and is a predicted model, not a curated record.
ACCUCAUAUCUACCAGUUGAUCUAAAAACUACAACUACUGCUGGGAGUCAUUCAGUUCAUAUUAAAAGGACAAACAAGAGAAUAAGAUCAUAUUUCAAUGAAGAACUAACCAACUGGGAGUAUAUACUAGCAUUACUGGCCACAUUGACUGUUCUAAUUACAGUUACUGCUAUUAUACUGUCAUCAUUAUUAAUGUCUGGUGUAGCUAAUAACUCAAAGUCAUCAUUUUCUCCCUUUACUAUAAAAACAUCAAAUCAUUCAACAAAUAACAUUGGGAAGGACACGCCAGGGCCUAAUUGUACCUGCACCAAUACUAAUAAUAAUAUAAACACUUCAAGUUUAACAGCAAUAAAGGAGUCAGUAUUAUUUAUAAGGAAAGGAAUAAACACACUGAUACAAAAUAGAAAUAUGUCAACCAGUGAUGUGUUGAAACAGCUCAAUGACUAUAUGUAUCAGGUUGAGAUUAUUAAUGAAUCAUCACUUUCAUUGAUAACUGAGUCUAAUAAACCAAGAAUGCCUACACUAACUGGAUUAAACCUAACAUCUAAUAUCAUUGUGAACAGAAGUGAAGGAUGUACUGUAGAAAUUACAUCAGUUUGUGCAACAUUUAAUACACAAUGUGGAGCCAGUGGAAUACCUUUCAUUAAGGACAAUAAGGUAAUAGUGUCUUAUUCAUGUAAUGCUACACCAAAUUCUAAUACUUCUUCUGUUGUCGGAGUUAUUGAAAAGUUCUAUUAUCCUGAUCUUCAUUUCAAGUGUAGUUGUUAUGCUAUUAGUGGAAUGGUAGCUUGUGAUACUAUCAUUCAUCAUUGUCCUUAUAAAGAAGCAGUUCCAGCGCUGACAGCAACAUUUACUGAUAUUUUUUCAAAUUAGUUUAUAAAUAUUAUUUUAAUGUAUGUAUCAUAUAGUCAGUUUAUCUAUGCAGUUUAUCAAUUUUCAAA